This is a messenger RNA of Rhipicephalus sanguineus (brown dog tick), 1161 nucleotides long. RefSeq names its product serine/arginine repetitive matrix protein 2. The transcript has a single exon. The coding region runs from base 83 to 976 and encodes 297 amino acids. The record is from RefSeq and is a predicted model, not a curated record. Lineage: Eukaryota; Metazoa; Arthropoda; Arachnida; Ixodida; Ixodidae.
ACGACAGAACAUCGCAUAGGUGAAGCGCAUACGAGCUUUACGGACACUUGCCUUCGUAUCUCGUUGCACAACCCACGACUUAAUGGCUGACGACAAAGAAAGGCGGAAGAAGUCGCCCGAAGGUCGUGAGAAGAAGUCAAAAGGCCGCGACAGCGGUAGCAAUGAGGAGGAACCUCAGCGUUCGCCGACAAUGGACGCGACUACUUCUACGCGCGCUCAGCGGGCCUCACGGUCGACUGGGACCCAGCGUGCUUCUUCGAAGUCACCUUCAAGUUCCUCUAGGUCGUCAUCGAAAUCGCCGAUGCGGCAAGUAGGAACAGCCGUGCUCGACGCGCUCAAACGAACGCCGUCGCCUCUUGAGUUGUGCUGCAGGACCUCGUCCCAGAAGCAGGAAGCGGACCCCAAGAGGUCGUCCGUGCGCCGAAAGACCUCGUCGCCCUAUGAAGCAUCGUCGCCUUCGAGCGCUUACUCUCCGGCGCCACUAACGGUUCCAAAGAAGUCGUGUCUUCGCCAGAGGACUCCUUCACCGCAGCACAAGUCUCCUGUUGACUCCCCUCCGCGGUCGGACAAUCCAGUGCCUCCAAAAGCGGAUCGUGGGACGACGACGCCCUGUGUUGCCGGUUUCGCGGAAGAUGCCGGUGGUAGUGAGGCCCGCAGUCCUCCUCGAGUGACGUUUAAGGACGUCAAAGAAGGCCUCAUGCCUCCUGAUGACACCUUGUUCCGAAUGUUUCGUUUCCGUGGUGAAGUGCGGGAACGCAUUAGCGUUUCUGAUGUCGAAGGAGAAGCGUCAAUGGAUGCAGCAUUGCCGCCCCUACCAACAUCGAUGCCGUCGCACGGGGAAUCGACAGGAAGUUCCGUUGUCGUCGAUGUGCAUAAGCCUCCGCCAACGCAGCAGACGCCGGGGUCCCCGCACCCCGACCCACCAGGGAUUGGUGAAGAUAUGGAAACGGACGAGGUGGCUGAAGAAGCAAAAUAGCGGGCAUCGGCGAAAGUGUUAUUGCUUCCUGCUGCGGGCAUCAUUUUGCAGAACUCCCCAAAAAGCCACGAUGCCGUAUCUGCAUUUAGCGCCUGUACUGAUUGAUGUGCACUGAACAUUAGUGCAAUCAUUCCAGACUUGAAUUCUUUGUUCUACGAUCAAACAAUCGGGAUUAUACCUUUUUG